AUGUUGUUGGACCUGAUUGGAGAAUACUCACCUGAGCGACCGUGGCAAGCACUGUUCGACAGUGUAGCACAUCCCUUCUACGAUCAUCGCACUCUAGACCCGGUGCUCAAAGGGUUCCAGUUUGCCAGACGGAUCCGCCCAUGCGAGAAGAACGCCCACGGGAUGGGCUUAAGUCCGACGCCGAGAGAUCCGCUCCCAAAAACCAAAAAAGGACACCUGGGGAAGAUCCCGGCACGCUGGCCAUCCGGCAGUGCAGCCACAGUGACAGGCCCUCGAGCCCUCGAGGAACGACUCGGGGAGACCCGAAUCAACAAAAGGAGAACUGAUUUUCAGGCUCUUGUCAUCGGCAUUUCCCGCCGAGAUCGACCGUUUCUGGAGAACGCCUAG
Messenger RNA from Penicillium oxalicum, 387 nucleotides. RefSeq lists its product as uncharacterized. The transcript has a single exon. The coding region runs from base 1 to 387 and encodes 128 amino acids. NCBI's taxonomy places the organism in Eukaryota, Fungi, Ascomycota, Eurotiomycetes, Eurotiales, Aspergillaceae. The record is from RefSeq and is a predicted model, not a curated record.